Hypoxylon trugodes is the source of this 2878-nucleotide messenger RNA. RefSeq lists its product as uncharacterized. The transcript is spliced from 2 exons. Lineage: Eukaryota; Fungi; Ascomycota; Sordariomycetes; Xylariales; Hypoxylaceae. The record is from RefSeq and is a predicted model, not a curated record. The coding region runs from base 532 to 2523 and encodes 663 amino acids.
AAGCAGCGGUAUCUCAAAAUGACGUCGGAUUGAAAAUGUGGAUUUAUCGUCUCGGUCUUCCGAAGUCCGACAUCGCCGUCCCGGUCGUCAUACAUGGGUUAAUCAAUCGACUCCAGGCGCCAAUCUUCAAUCUCUCUUCUACAAAAAGCAUCGUACAUAAACUCAUCUACGAAAUGAGAUAUUCUAGGCAACCAGAUUUAUCGUUUAUUCAGCCAAUCUAAAUUGUCUUUUAAAAGUAGUAUGGAGCGUUGCUCGGGAAGAAGCUGUGCUGAAACUGUGACGGUAGGACAUGUAAGUGGGCAAAAUGGGUCAAUUAAUUCUGACGCCUGUUGCCGUGGUAACGGGCAGCAGUACACAUAUCCCCAUACAAUGUACACACAUCCCACCCUCUUCUUAUCCCCCACUAUGGCGCUCCCGCCUUUUUUCGCAUAAGUCAUAAGACCACACAUUCCAACCACAAUUCGUCGAUCCAAUCCGCCCCUCCAUAUUGUGAAUGUGUCUUAGCCUUGCCGAAGCAAGGCCUUCGUAGAUAUGGGCGCUCACCAACCUUACAUGUACGACUCCGACAGGCGAGAUUCGACAUUGCCUGAAAAGCCAUUCGAUCCUAAAGCCAUAACUAGAGCAAGCUGGGAACCACAACCUAAGAAACCAAAGCAAAAAGGACCCUUCUUGGCCUUCAACCGACAUCCCGAUGCGCAUGAAGUACCAACAGGCCGAACUUCACAGUUCCGGCUUAUGAGCAGUACGACAAAAUGGUGGAUCAAGUUCAUGCGAUAUGUCCAAUUAUUCAUCCGAGUAUUCCAGAUGAUCGCAGGCGGUGGAUUACUCACCCUCAUGAUCAUAAUCACCAAUGUUGAUCCCCUCACUGCCUGGGUUAUGCGAAUUACUCCCGGUGUUGUAGCUAUCAGCUGUGUCUAUGCUAUUUGGCAUUAUAUCAGACCCGCAAACUCGCGACCUCCCGCUUCUUCAGCAGCGUACCAACUAUUCGCCGGCGUUAUGGACCUGGCCGUUGUACCGCUGUAUGCUUUCGGCGUCAUCUCUGUUAAUAAUCAUGGUAGCGAGUGGAAACUUCUGUUCACGUCGACCUGGCAGCUUAAGGAUGCUUUGGUGCAGACCGAAUAUUACAUGCUCAUCACCGCCGCUGGGCUACACGUAGUCUCGCUUUGCAUCUCGAUCUGGCUAGGCCUCAUGUUCCGUCGCAUCGCCAGCAUGCCGCCCGAUAUGAACCCGCUUGAGGACCACUUGACCUCUCGCGUCAAACAGCGCCAACACAAGCGCAACAAGUCCUCCGUGGCCACUAGCUACACUGCCAUUUCGGACGUUUCAUCAAAGCGUCUUUCGACUCCUCUAGAGGAUUACUGCAGCUCGGGAGCCGCUUACGAGGACCUAUCCCGACCACCCAGUAUCCCAUUCAUGCACACACGCACCGGGUCCCGAGACUCAUUCGCCUCCUCGAAGCGUGACUCUCGUUCCGAUCUCCCAAGUAGACAGUACCAGAUCACACCAGGCAACUCUCCUCGCAAUAGUGUCGCAGGUUCCCUCGCCGACCUAAAUCGUCUAUCUACCUCACGCCUCCCACAACCGCAACGCGCAACAUACACCGAAGUCCCGCUCCACGAAACCAACGCCUCCCCAACAUCCUCCCGGCCCAGCACCGCCACCAUAGCCGCCCCAGCGCAUAUGCAACCCACCAACGCAUCCCCAACCCGCAUAGCGCGGUUCACCGAAGCAUGGUACGCCUCCGAAUCCCUAAUCAACCGAACCCAAGAACGUCAACGCGCCCUCAACGCCGCCGAACGACGGCAAUCGCGUCCGCAAUCCCAAUACGAAGCACUAUCCCAACGAUACAAUUUCGAAGAUGAGGAUUCUGACUCCGACCGUGAGAACCGCGGUAUUAUACGCCCGGACUCGGACGAUGAGGAGGAGGGGGAUAAUGUGCAGAGUAGUCCGAUUAAUGUAACCGCGCAUUUACACCCGAAUCCGUUGAGGUUGAAUCCGAUUCCGAUGUCGAAUGGAGGUGCGAAUGGAAGUACGAGUGAUAUUGCGAGUCGCCAGAAGACGCCCUUCCGACCACCCCCACCGGGUCGUGAUUCAGCGGGUUCAGCCUUGUCGGAAGUCAAUCUUAACUCCCGUCGCGUAAGCGGAAGCCAGGAUAUCGUGGAUGAGAAACCAGCGCCCGGCGCUACAUCAUUCUGGCGUCGCAGCACAAUUGGAAGGAGUAAACGCGGUAGUGGGAGUGGAAAUGCGGCGACGGCACGGAAUCGGGAUUCCUCGAUUCAACCUGAUGGUGAUUUCUACGCUAAGCCGUAUGGUGAGUUGAAACCUGCUACGCCGCCGAUUAUGUUGGAUGCGAAGAAGGGAAGUGCGGGACGCCAGGUGUCGUCCGGUAAUGAUUAUGGGGAUUUGGGGAGUGCGAAUGCCAGUGCGGGGGCUUGGAGGAGUAGAAAUGUUAGUGGCAAGGUUGCGGAGGAGGGGUUGGCUGGGAAGAGAUACUCUCGGUAUAGUAUUUUGAACGAUGAUUGAGAGGUUUGAGGCAGGAUAGGAAGGGUUGGAGGUUUGGACUGAUUGGUUGAUUGGUUGAGAUAUCCACGAUACUUGGGAGUUAAGCUUUGCGUCUUGAUUUUGAGGGAGGAAGUGAUGGAUGGAGUUCAUGACUCGAUCGACCGAUGUGUGAUAAUGAUUCACGGAUGUAAUACUAGAAACAAAGGGGAAUAGGAAUUGGAAUUGGAACUGGAUAGGUCAGGAUUCUGGUCUGAAUGAAAUAAUACUUAAGCUCUAUGUAUUUUAUGGUCUUUUAUGUGAAGUGAUGCUAGUGAAUGACUUUUGGAUGAUAUCCGGGUUGGUUGUUGAUAACACCAAGGCUACUAUGUGGGUAGAC